This is a messenger RNA of Homalodisca vitripennis (glassy-winged sharpshooter), 2019 nucleotides long. RefSeq lists its product as uncharacterized. The transcript has a single exon. NCBI's taxonomy places the organism in Eukaryota, Metazoa, Arthropoda, Insecta, Hemiptera, Cicadellidae. Gene Ontology annotation, molecular function: RNA-DNA hybrid ribonuclease activity; nucleic acid binding. The record is from RefSeq and is a predicted model, not a curated record. The coding region runs from base 1 to 2019 and encodes 672 amino acids.
AUGGUUUCCCUUGAGACAACCAUACGUGACGCAUUCCUUGAGGGAAAGCAAGUAGUCGCUGUAUUUUUUGACCUGAAAAAAGCAUAUGACACAGCGUGGCGGAGAGGCAUCAUUAACACUUUCCAGGCAUGGGGAGUGAGUGGUAAUAUGCUGGCUUUCAUUCAGGGGUUCAUGUCUGACCGUACAUUUCAGGUUAGACUAGGGACAAACCUAUCCAGCACAACCAAUCUGGAGAACGGGGUACCACAGGGAAGCGUUUUGAGCUGCACGUUAUUCGCCGUCGCCAUAAACGGCAUAACGGCUUGUGUCCGCCAUCCUGUACGCUGUUCUUUGUUUGUGGACGACUUCGCCGUUUACGUCUCUGCAAGAAGACUUGUUACGGCGGAGCGUUCCCUGCAGCUAACUAUAAAGCGAAUAGAGGAAUGGAGUAGACGGACGGGAUUUUCGUUCUCUACUUCCAAAACCCAAUGUAUAACAUUCUCCAGACUAAGAAACUAUUUAGAACCGUCACUUACUUUGAACAGAUCCCGAAUAACAUCAAGUCGGACUGUGAGAUUCUUGGGUCUUACAUUUGAUUCCCGACUUACAUGGAUCCCUCACUUAAAAACCCUUAAGGCAAAAUGUCUACAAAGGCUAAAUAUGCUUCGAGUUCUUACUGGGACCAAGUGGGGCGCGGACAGGACAUGUAUGCUGCGUUUCUACAAAGCUUUUGUCCGUUCGUGCCUUGACUAUGGUUCUCAGGUUUAUUCUUCUGCCCGGCCAAACGCGUUAGGAAUGCUUGAUUCGAUUCACCACUCUGCGAUCAGGUUGGCUACUGGAGCUUUUCGUUCAAGCCCUACACCUAGCUUAUUAGCGGAGGCUAGUGAACCAAUGCUGGAUAUGAGACGCAAGCAACUUGCCAUAAAUUAUUUUCACUCCCUUAAAGCCAAGCCCGAAAAUCCGGCAUAUGAACACGUAUUUGAAAAUUACUUGAUCGAAGUCUAUGCUAAUCGCCUUAACAUCUCAGCUCCAUUUGGACUAAGGGCUAAAGCGCUUCUCCCGGACCUUGGUAUCGAGGAGUACCAAGUAAGCCAAUGCUACCAGAGUGAUAUCCCUCCCUGGUUAGUAUUAAGUCCCGAAGUUGACCUGUCACUUCACAAGUACAAGAAAGAAAACACUUCUAAUUUAGUGUUCACGCAGGCUUUCCGGGAACUCCUGAGUGCUCGGGCACCUUGCGACAUAAUUUACACUGAUGGAUCUAGGUCUGAGAAUGGCACCGGAUGUGCGUUCAUAACGGCGAGUCGUGAGUAUAGAUUCUGUCUGCCCUCUGUAGCGUCAGUCUACACGGCAGAACUGACCGCUAUUUUGAAAGCAUUGAACAUCGUCUGCCCCAGGACCAGAAGGCUGGUCAUCUGCUCCGACUCGCUUAGUAGUCUGCAAGCAAUCAAGGACAUGUAUCCAAAACAUGUCCUUGUGCGCGACAUCCGAUGUGCUAUUCACAGACUUCAAGUCCAAAAUAUACAGGUUGUUCUGGUGUGGGUGCCCGGCCAUGCGGGAAUUCCCGGAAAUGAGCUUGCCGACAAGGCUGCUGGGAGUGCUCAUGAGCUUCCUCCUUUUACUGCUAUGGUGACAGGGUCAGACCUAAAACCAAUGGUGAAGGAGAAGUUAAGACGAGUUUGGGGUGAUUCUUGGUCUCGGACGGUGUGCAACAAGCUGAGAGCCAUAAAACACACAGUAGCUCCCUGGGGGACAGCCAUCCGCGAGAACCGCAGAGAGGAAGUAGUGCUGUGUCGGUUGCGAAUCGGUCACGCGCUGCUGACUCACGGGUACCUCAUGAGCCGGGGGGAUCCCCCGGAGUGUGCGCGUUGUGGAGUGGCUUUGAGUGUUGAGCAUAUUUUGGUCGAAUGCCGUAAUUAUGCAACGCUAAGACGAUCUUGUCAGCUCCCAGCAAGUCUAUUCGAUCUGUUGGGGGAUGAUGAGUCAGUCAUUGUAAAGCUUUUUGAAUUCUUAAGAAGAACGAGUCUUAUCUCAAAGAUUUGA